Molecule: messenger RNA, 972 nt
Organism: Raphanus sativus (radish)
Lineage: Eukaryota; Viridiplantae; Streptophyta; Magnoliopsida; Brassicales; Brassicaceae
Exons: 1
Coding region: 1-972 (323 amino acids)
Molecular function (GO): RNA-DNA hybrid ribonuclease activity; nucleic acid binding
Source: RefSeq, a predicted model, not a curated record
AUGGCUAUUGCGGAGAAACAUGAGGCACAACAACAAACGCCUAACCUUGACUGGAUGAAACACAUAUGGAGUGUCAAAACAAGCCCGAAGAUUAAAGAUUUCUUGUGGAAAGUAGCCAAUAAAGCCAUUCCGGUGAGCGCUAAUCUAGAACGGCGAGGCCUCCCGGCUUUUGCUUGUAAGAAAUGUGGAGGGGUGGAAGAUGAUCUCCACGUCUUUCUCUUGUGCCCUUUUGCACGCAAUGUGUGGGAGCUUGCUCCCUUGAUGGAGGGUCCGGAACAGACUCUCCCAGCGCUUGAUAUAUUUCUUUAUCUUGCUAAUAAGAUGAUUGUUUUGCCCCCUGUGGGUCUUUAUAUCCCUUUGUGGCCAUGGAUCCUUUGGCAUUUGUGGAAAGCCCGUAACAAACUGAUCUUUGAUAACAGGUCUUUUACUGGAGAGGAAGUACUUCUCAAGGCAAUCAAGGACGCCAAGGAAUGGCAAUCCGCCCAGGUCGAAGGAGUCGCGACACAACAGCAACUAACCCAGAGAAGAAACCACUCCAUGAUACCGCAGCACCUAACUGGAAACAUCUGCCAUGUCGACGCAGCGUGGAGACAAGAAACAGAGACAUGUGGUAUUGGUGGCGUCUUUUCUGGACCAAAUCUCCCCUCCCCCCCGAUCAUCAGUUACUCUCGACGGUUCAUCACAUCAGCUUUGAUGGCCGAGGCCCUUGCGGUCCGUUCUGCAGUCAUGUUGGCUGCGUCGUCGAACAUCCAGUCCCUUACGAUAUUGUCUGACUCUCAGGUUCUCAUCUCACUGUUGAAGACUAAAGAUUCAAGACCUGCUCUGUACGGGAUUAUGUCCGACAUCUAUCAUCUCUCUCGCUUAUUUCAAUCUAUUAUCUUUCGCUUUGUACCUCGUUUAGAGAAUAGGGAAGCCGAUCAUGUGGCAAAAUCGGCUCUUAUUGCUACUAUUGUUCCUCCUUGUGGGGAGUAA